CACGACCGCACCGAGCGCGACCUCCACGACGUCAAAACGAGGAUGGCUAUGUCCGAGCAGUCCAUGCGUGAGUUCUGUGACACGUUCAGCAAGCUCCAGCGCAUCGUGGGCAACGCGGAGGCGCGGCAGCCGUGCCUCAAGGUGGACGCCAUCGGCUCCUUCGACCGUGCCGCCGACCCGUGCACGUUCUGGCGUGGCUGUGCCUCAGCCUUCUCCGUUGACGAACUCACGGCAUCUUUGGAAUGCUGCUUCUCAGCCGCCGAGGUCACGUUGGACCAUAUCGCCUUCAACACCACAGGCCUCGGAAGCGGCACUCCUUCACGGUCGCUGGCGGCACGGUGUUGGCUGAACAGCGAGCCCGUCGUCUUCAUUCAUCUUUACGUGAUGGUCGCAACUGGCGUCAAUUUGAAGUUGUGGCGCGAGAUUCAGGUCAAGCGCCUCGCUAAGAUCAUUCAGGACCGCUUCCCGACCAUGGACAUUCACAUCUACCGCUCCCAGGGCUGCCUCACGUCUCAGAACGAAGCGCUGGUUCAGCUACAUGUUGGUGCUACUGCUGAUGAGCCUACCCGACUCCAAUGGACUGCCGCCGCCGUCAGGCUGGACAUCGACGACGAGCGCCAGCGCUGCAUCCGCACGGGGUUCGAGUCCAGCUUCGCAGACGCCCUG
Molecule: messenger RNA, 666 nt
Organism: Prorocentrum cordatum
Lineage: Eukaryota; Dinophyceae; Prorocentrales; Prorocentraceae
Source: the annotation of a GenBank genome assembly